GCGAAAAUGGUACAAAACCCUAAUUUAUCUUUUUCUUUCUCUCUUUCUUUCAGCUAUUAGGCCUCGUUUGGAUUAGAUCAAUUUUUUGUUCCAAUCCCUUGACCUGUUCGCCAUACAAAUUCUCAUCCCUUCUUCAUUUCCCGAGAUCAGAAAAAGAGAGAGCGAUCCAAUACGACCAAAAGUUGCAAUUUUACUAUUGUUUUUCAAUUCGAUUCUUCCAUGAUUAGACCAACUCGGCUGCUUCGAAGGAGAUUGCUCUAAUUUCCAGAUUGUAAGGUAUAAUUUUCUUCAGAGAGAGAAGAGAGGAGGGAGAGAGAGAGAUGGAGACGAAUUCGAAAUUGGAAGGGACGUCGGCGCCGGCGAUACGGCGGGACCCCUAUGAGGUGCUGUGCAUUUCGAGGGAUUCGACUGAUCAGGAGAUUAAAACCGCUUACAGAAAGCUUGCUCUCAAGUAUCAUCCAGACAAGAAUACCAACAAUCCUGAAGCUUCAGAACAUUUCAAGGAGGUUGCAUUUUCGUAUAGCAUCUUGUCGGAUCCAGAGAAGAGGAGGCAGUACGACAGUGCAGGGUUUGAGGCUCUUGAUGCUGAUGCCAUGGACAUGGAAAUUGACUUGUCAACUGGGACUGUCAAUACAAUGUUUGCUGCUUUAUUCAGCAAGUUGGGUGUCCCUAUCAAGACGACAAUUUCCGCCAAUGUACUUGAAGAAGCUCUUAAUGGUACAGUUACAGUCAGACCUCUCCCAAUUGGAGCUUCAGUUAGUGGAAAGGUGGAAAAACAGUGUGCUCACUUUUUUGGUGUAACAAUCAGUGAGGAACAAGCCGAAUCAGGGAUUGUAGUUAGAGUUACCUCAACUGCACAAAGCAAAUUUAAGUUACUUUAUUUCGAGCAAGAUGUCCAUGGUGGUUAUGGUUUAGCCUUACAGGAAGAUAGUGAGAAGACAGGCAAAAUAACGUCUGCAGGGAUGUAUUUUCUGCAUUUUCAAGUAUACAGAAUGGAUUCGACUUUGAAUGCGUUGGCUAUGGCAAAGGACCCUGAAGCUGCUUUCUUUAAGAGGUUGGAAGGUCUUCAACCUUGUGAGGUUUCAGAACUAAAAGCUGGCACUCAUAUAUUCGCUGUUUAUGGAGACAAUUUUUUUAAGACUGCUACCUAUACAAUUGAGGCACUUUGUGUAAGGUCAUACGAGGAUACGACGGAGAAGCUUAAAGAGAUUGAGGCUCAGAUUUUAAGAAAGAGAAAUGAACUUCGUCAAUUUGAGACAGAGUACAGGAAGGCAUUGCAACGCUUUCAAGAAGUGACCAACAGAUACACCCAAGAAAAGCAAUCUGUAGAUGAGCUGCUGAAACAGAGAGACCAUAUCCAUUCUUCCUUCACUAUCACCAGGACAAACAGUAUCAUCGUGGGUGGUGGUAGUGGUACGGCUAACGGCAGCUCUAGCAAAAAUCCUGGCGAGGAUUCAAAGGCGGAGAGCCCAGUGGAAGAUGGAGGCUCUGACGGGAAGGAUAAGUCGGGUAAAAAGAAAUGGUUCAAUCUUAACCUCAAAGGAUCAGAUAAAAAACUUGGUUGAGAAUCCGUCUGUCUGGAAUAUUUUUUAUUAUUUGAGAUGUUUCAAUAUCCAUUCGUGUCAAAUGCUCGCGCAGUUCUGUUGCGUAGGGGCUCGUCUUGUAUCGCCUUUUCUUUGAAAUUUUUCUCUUAUAGGUUGCCCAAUUGUUGUUCUUGGUGUUAUCAUAUGUUGUAGUUUUGCUUCUGUAAAACGUGCCAGUUAGAAAAUGCAUCUGUAUAAAUUAUUAAAUUUCAUAA
Molecule: messenger RNA, 1798 nt
Organism: Pyrus x bretschneideri (Chinese white pear)
Lineage: Eukaryota; Viridiplantae; Streptophyta; Magnoliopsida; Rosales; Rosaceae
Product: chaperone protein dnaJ 15
Source: RefSeq, a predicted model, not a curated record